UAUCCAUAUACUCUUUCACGUUUCUGCUUUUGGCAUCUCCCAAUCCGUGCUACAUAGCUCUGCACAUUGAUACUAAAAAUAGUUUUAAACAAGUUGAAAAUUAUCAACUUAAAAAGAAGGAUCAUGUACUUUUACUUUUAGAAAGUGAGCAGAAUCAUUUCCGAACAUAAUGUAUAGUUCCUCCAUACGGAUUAGAGUAGAGAUCAUUCAUAUUUAUUGAUUCCCUUGGAUCCGACCGAAGAAGGCAAGCUCCAGAAAACGGUGCUGCUCUUUCCCUUGAAAACAAAGCGGUAAAGAUUAGAGCAGGUGGUUUUACGAUUUGCUUCAAAGAGCAAUUCAAGCUUUGAUGGGUGUGCAGCGUGUCACUCAUGAUUCGAAGUUUCAACUACAGAAGUUUGGCCGAAGUUACAUAUGGCUUGAGUCUGAGUACCCUAACACAGUCCGAAAUGCUGUUAUGCAUUUGUUAUGUUUGGUUUACAGUAUGCUGCUGAGAGAUUCGACAAUUGUGAUGGCAUAAGUUGCCUGCCGAAUCACAUUCUUGUUGUCAUAUUGUCUUCCCUUCCGCUGAAAGAAGCUGGGCGCACAAGUGUUCUUUCAUCUCGUUGGAAGAACUUGUGGCAACAAACCUCGCGCCUCAAUUUUGAUGCCAGCAGUGCACUGGUCAAGAUUGCACGAGAUUACAAGUUAGACAGUGAGGAGGGGCGCGAGUACGUAAGAUGGGUGAACUCAGUCCUCAAAUCUUUGCCAAGUAAACAGGCACUCACCUUGGAACACUUCAAGAUCUGCUUUGGUAUAAGAAAAGCAUGGUAUGGGACCAUUACAAAGUGGCUUGAGUUUGCUUUUGAGAGACGAGUUGAGAAGUUAGAGUUGCAACUUCAGCCUUAUAAGAUUGACUAUGACCAAUUAGAGAACAAGUAUGUCUUCCCGGAAGACAUCUUGUUCCGAAACAGCAGUGAUAUCCCUCACCAUAGUACUACACUUUUCAACUUCAAUUCCCUGAAAGAACUGUGUUUGACCUAUGUUUCGAUCAGUGAUGAAGGUAUUAAGUUUUUCUUGUGCAACUGCUCGUUACUGGAGCAAUUAGUUCUUGAAGACGUAAAUCAAUUAUCAAAUCUUGAAGUUUGUGGUGCAUCUCUCGUGUUAAAAAGAUUGUAUGUAAUGUAUUGCUCUGAUUUGGUAUCCAUUAAGGUAUCCGCACCAAACCUCACUUCGCUUGCAGUUAUGGAAAAAAAUGAACUCGUGUUUGAGAGUGUUCUAAUGCUUGAGAGUGUUCCAAUGCUUGUGGAUUUAGAUAUUCUCUGUCGGAGAGAAAAAAUUCCAUUGUUAGCUCCUGCACUAUUUUGCUGCUUUUCCCAAUUGAAGAUUCUUACCCUGCGGCUGCAGACUUAUAAGGCAUGUGCUAUUGUGUGGUUCAAAUUUCCUGAGAUGCAUGGUUUGAAGAAGCUGGUUGUAAUUCUUCGCACAACAUAUGAUGAAACACUUAUUGGACUAAUGACAUUCAUUAGGAUAUCUCCCAACCUAGAAGAACUUGUGUUAAAGGUUACAUUGUUCUCGGGUUUGGCAUUGGGUAGGAGAGAAGUGAAUGAGGGGACACCAUUUCCACACCAACACCUUAAGGUGUUAAAGUAUUUAGGCUAUCACGGCCAUGGCAGUGAUUUGGAUGUAGUGAAGUUCAUUUCGGAAAACUGUGUCCGGCUUCAACAAAUCAUUAUCGGUACAGCCAAGCCGCUCGAUCUUUCGCACAGGCCACCACAUCCUGCUAAUUCGAAAUAUGAACAAGUUCGCAGAAGUUAUGCAAAGCAGCAGCUGGAACCAAUAAUCCUUCCCCACAUUACAUUUACUAUCCUAUAGGUUCUUUUAGUUUUUAAACAAUGCUGCUGCUGCUCUGUACCAGGCCACCCGUCAUCUCAAUAACUCCAGCUAGUACCCCUUUUGCUCUACUCAUUUGUUUGUUGAGUAUUACCUGUUUGGUAGACUAAAGUUACUGGUGCAAUUAGCAUUUACUCUGAAAUUUAAAGACCCAUAUGUUACCAG
This is a messenger RNA of Cuscuta epithymum, 2034 nucleotides long. NCBI's taxonomy places the organism in Eukaryota, Viridiplantae, Streptophyta, Magnoliopsida, Solanales, Convolvulaceae. The record is from the annotation of a GenBank genome assembly.